GUCUCUUUCUCGGUUUUGCUUUCCCUCGGGGUCUCCCUCGUGCUCGGCUAGUCCCCCGGCAGCCCCCGGGGGCCCCCGGGCCCCUCGGCAUCCCCGCGCUCGGCCGGGCGGCAUGUCCUGGGCCGCGCGCCCGCCCUUCCUCCCGCAGCGGCAUGCCGCGGGGCAGUGUGGGCCGGUGGGGGUGCGAAAAGAAAUGCAUUGUGGGGUCGCGUCCCGGUGGCGGCGGCGGCGGCCCUGGCUGGAUCCCGCGGCGGCGGCGGCGGCGGCGGCGGCGGGAGACCCACAAAGCCCGGAGCCGGAGCCGGGGGAGGCUGGACGGGACGGGAUGGGCGACAGCGGGCGGGACUCCCGAAGCCCAGACAGUUCCUCCCCCAACCCCCUUCCCCAGGGAGCCCCUCCCGCUUCUCCUCCCGGGCCCCCCCUACCCCCUUCUGCAGCGGCAUCCCUUGGAGGCUCAGGGGCCCCACCCCCAAUGCCCCCCCCCUCCCCUAGGCUCCCCCUUCCCUGUCAUCAGCUCUUCCAUGGGCUCCCCUGGCCUGCCCCCUCCAGCGCCCCCUGGAUUCUCCGGGCCUGUCAGCAGCCCCCAGAUUAAUUCAACAGUGUCGCUCCCUGUGGGUGGGGCUGGCCCCCCUGAAGAUGUGAAGCCACCAGUCCUAGGAGUCCGGGGCCUGCACUGUCCACCGCCCCCUGGUGGCCCUGGAGCUGGCAAACGACUGUGUGCAAUCUGUGGGGACCGAAGUUCAGGCAAACACUAUGGGGUUUAUAGCUGUGAGGGCUGCAAAGGGUUCUUCAAGCGAACCAUCCGUAAGGACCUGACCUACUCGUGUCGAGACAACAAGGACUGCACGGUGGACAAGCGCCAGCGGAACCGCUGUCAGUACUGCCGCUAUCAGAAGUGCCUGGCCACGGGCAUGAAGCGGGAGGCGGUACAGGAGGAGCGUCAGCGGGGGAAGGACAAGGACGGGGAUGGGGAGGGGGCUGGGGGAGCCCCCGAGGAGAUGCCUGUGGACAGGAUCCUGGAGGCAGAGCUGGCUGUGGAGCAGAAGAGUGACCAGGGCGUUGAGGGUCCCGGGGGAACCGGGGGUAGCGGCAGCAGCCCAAACGACCCCGUGACUAACAUCUGUCAGGCCGCUGACAAGCAGCUGUUCACCCUGGUUGAGUGGGCCAAGAGGAUCCCACACUUUUCCUCCUUGCCUCUGGAUGACCAGGUCAUAUUGCUACGGGCAGGCUGGAACGAGCUGCUCAUUGCCUCCUUUUCCCACCGAUCCAUUGAUGUCCGGGAUGGCAUCCUGCUGGCCACGGGGCUUCAUGUGCACCGCAACUCUGCCCAUUCGGCCGGCGUGGGAGCCAUCUUUGACCGGUCCCUCUCCAGGGUGCUGACAGAGCUAGUGUCCAAAAUGCGUGACAUGAGGAUGGACAAGACAGAGCUGGGCUGCCUGCGGGCAAUCAUUCUGUUCAAUCCAGAUGCCAAGGGCCUCUCCAACCCCAGUGAAGUCGAGGUCCUGCGGGAGAAAGUGUAUGCGUCCCUGGAGACCUACUGCAAACAGAAGUACCCGGAGCAGCAGGGACGGUUUGCCAAGCUGCUGCUACGUCUUCCUGCCCUCAGGUCCAUCGGCCUUAAGUGUUUAGAGCACCUGUUUUUCUUCAAGCUUAUUGGCGACACCCCCAUUGACACUUUCCUCAUGGAAAUGCUGGAGGCUCCCCACCAGCUGGCCUGAGCCAAGACCCAUAUCCAGGACCGGUCCUGGGGCUGGUGUUGGAGGCGUGUACUGGCUACAGGGAUGCGGAGCCUGGAGGCGCGCUGGGGAGGGCCUGGGUCCUAGAAGGUCCUAGAAUCUUGGUGGGUGCGGAGGAGGCACGGAAUUGAGACCUCUGGGAGGGGUUAGGUGGGGUCUGUAAAGUCUCUGAGGGUUUUCUCCAUGCCCCACGUCAGAGGGGCUCUGACCCCCGCGAGGACUGGACCUCUCCAGUGGCCUUGAGGCUCUGAAUCUGUCUGGGGCUCCCACGAUUUGGGGUGAUUCCUUAACCCUGGCCUGGAAUGAUUUCUCCCCUUCCCCCAGCACAAAGCACUGGCCUUGCGCAGGAGUUUGCUUCCUUCUCAUCUUCCUUUCCACUAAACCCCCUCUGAAGAGUGGCAAUGGGAACUCCCCAGAGAUGGCCGUUGGGGGGCAGGCCCCCCAGCUGAGGAUGUGGGAGUAGUGCUCCCACAGUUCUUCUCUCUCGCCCAGCCCAGCAGACGGGCUGCUCUGGAGGAGGGCGCUGGGGGUCCCCCGCACCCUGCGUCCUGUCCUGUCCACCGUGCCCGCUCUCACUUUACCUCUUGCAGUCAGACUGAAAGAAAAGGGUGGUGGCGGGGGCGCUGGUGGAGACCAGGAACUGGUCUGCUUUCUCAUUUCCUCAGAGGAUAGAGACUUGCAGUUAGACUCAAAGAAGUACUGUACUUUCCCGGUCUGGCGGAGACGUGCGUGGGGCAGGAGGGGGUCGCGCCGCGUUGCUGCCCUUGAACCCUCCCAGCACCGGCCUCCCGCGGGGAAGGGGCUGGGGAAUGCUUUGGUGAGCAGACCCCCCCACCCUUUCGGCACCCCGGGUCCCCGCCGUGUGGUCGGGGGCACCGCGGAGCCUCGGAAUCGAGGGGAGACCGCCUGCCCACCCGCCAAGCGGGGUGCCGGGGCUGCAUGACUUCCGCCCGGCAGCCCUCUCCCGGGGUCCUUUUCCCCACACUUUGACUCACAUAAAAUC
Messenger RNA from Sorex fumeus (smoky shrew), 2739 nucleotides. RefSeq names its product retinoid X receptor beta (gene RXRB). Gene Ontology annotation, molecular function: zinc ion binding; nuclear receptor activity; nuclear steroid receptor activity. Gene Ontology annotation, cellular component: nucleus; RNA polymerase II transcription regulator complex. The record is from RefSeq and is a predicted model, not a curated record. Bases 153 to 1718 code for a protein of 521 amino acids. The transcript has 10 exons. Gene Ontology annotation, biological process: anatomical structure development; response to retinoic acid; positive regulation of transcription by RNA polymerase II. NCBI's taxonomy places the organism in Eukaryota, Metazoa, Chordata, Mammalia, Eulipotyphla, Soricidae.